Messenger RNA from Impatiens glandulifera, 1685 nucleotides. RefSeq lists its product as uncharacterized. The transcript has 4 exons. The coding region runs from base 238 to 1452 and encodes 404 amino acids. NCBI's taxonomy places the organism in Eukaryota, Viridiplantae, Streptophyta, Magnoliopsida, Ericales, Balsaminaceae. The record is from RefSeq and is a predicted model, not a curated record.
AUAUAUAUAUAUAUAUAUAUAUACGAUUCCCCUCCGCCUUCUUGGCUCCUUCGUCUUCGUCGAGUCUUCUCCGGCAGGCAGCUCUGAAUUGUAUCUUCUUCUUCUUCUGCAAAGGGUCGUCGGUCAACCAGAUUCAGAUCGACCGAACAAGAUGGCAGCACCGUCGUAGCUCAAUUUCUCUCCAGUCAGGCAGAGUGCAGGAAAAACAAAACAUAAGCUUGUAAAGAAUUGCAUCGAAUGAUGACUUUGGAUUUCUUCAAAGGAGUGAAUAAUCUAAACCAAGGACGAACUUACGAAAGGAAUUACUCUAGCAGAGAUUUUAAUCAAGGACCUUCAUCACCAUUAUCAUCUCCAGUAAAUCGAAGCAUUCAGGAUCGAAGAGAUACCAAUGAAAAUGUUCACGUUCAUCGCCAGCAGGAUCAUGUCAACAAUGGUCACGGUUCUUGGACCAAUCAUAAUCCGAUGAUUUCAAUCCCAGAAGUUUUACCUAGGGAUCAUCCUCACGCUUACCCUUAUAAUCAACAUCAUCAAGAUUAUCGUCAACAACCCUAUGUCAUCCCAAACGAACAACCUAGAUCAGCAGUGCAUCCAACUACCAGUUAUAACAUCCCAAAUGGUCCAUUUGUACAGGCACCUCCAUUUUCAUACAAUGAAGUCCCACCUAGAACCUCAGCUCACUUUCACGGUUGUCCUUCAUGUGCUUCACCCAUAAUGGUACAAGUGACUGCAGACCUAUCCUAUCAUCAUGUUACCUUGAUUCCGGCUGCUACUGCUAGAAGAAACGCAAUGGCUGUCAUAAAUGGAGCUCAAGUGUACUCCCCUGCUCCAGAAUCAAUCACUCGAACACAUCCAGAGACUGAUGAGGAGGAGGAGGAGGAGGACAGUUUGAGUAACGAAAUGGUAAUAGUGCCUGAAAAGAAGCCGGAAAUGGUAACUGCUCAUAGUGAAGAAGUAAAACGAGUUUUAGUUGAGACUAAAGAAAUGAGAAGAAGCUAUGCUAGUAUUACUGCUGGUAAGACUAUGAACGACAACAAACCUUCUUCUGAAGAGGAAAACAAUCAACCGUCGUUGGAGGAAGAGGAAACAAACACAAACAACGACAAACCUGAUUCGGAGGAUCAAGAAGGAAAAGAUAAUAAGACAACUAAUCCUCAAGUUGAAGAUGCAUAUGAUGGUAAUGGAUUCACUACUGUGGUUUCUUCAAAAACAAAGAAAAAGGUGAAGGCUGAAGCUAAAGCUGCAGCCUUUGCUGAAGUGAGAAGAAUGUUUAAUAAACAUCGCAGGGGGCCACAAAGAGAUCAAAGAGGGGCUGGGGGUGAUCAUGAUAAACGUGGUAUGGGAGGGUCAAGAGAUCAUGGUUAUGAUAAACAUGGAAGAGUGGCAAAGGAUCAUGGACACGACAUACAUAGAGGACCUCCAAAAGAAGGCCAUGAUAAGGCGACAAAAGCUUAAGGUCAGUUGGUUGGGAAUUUGUUUGUUUGUUUGUUUGUUUUCGGUCAAUAAAUGAGAUUUGUUACUCUUCUUUAUUUAUAGUUUAUUGAGAUGGUUCUAUUCUUAAAUCUUAACACUCAAAAUUGCAUGGAAGAUGUAUUGAACACUGUGUUGAUUAGUGUAAUUUGCAGUAACAAUUUUAAAGGUUAAUAGCUCUGUUUUGUUGUGAUCCCGUUUUAUUUUGGUGACUAUCU